AGCAGCAGGGUACCCCAGGGUUUGCGGGCCGCGCGGGGGCGCCCGUGCGCCAUGGUGGACGUGGGCGAUGAGCUCGAGGCCGACCGCCACGUGUCCGGGCAGGCAAGGACUGUCGAUGGGAAUUACGAGGCCUUGAUGGACCCAGAGCGAGCGCAGGAACGAAAGCGCAUGGCAGAUGAGCGCCUGCAUGGCGGCUUCUCCGCGGCGCAGUUCGCCGGGGUGGACUUCGCCGCGCAGCGCGCGCGCCUGUCGCGGGGCCGGGAGGCGCAUGCGCCCGAUCCGAACUCCAUGAAGGGAGACCCGGCCGAGAAGGCUGGGCUGAAGACUAAGGAGGAGUGGGCCAAGGAGAAGACCGUCAUCGACGCACGCAACCAGCGCGCGCUCGAGGCCGAGCUGGGGAAAGACCCGGCGUACCGCAGGCAGCAGGCCCUGAAGAGGGAGGAGGAGCAGGCUGCCAAAGACAAGGACGCCUUCAGGCGGGAGGCGGAAGAGCGAGAGAGGCGCAUGGCCGAGAAGAGGCAGGAAAGCAGGGGGGUGAAGGCGGAGAGCACGGAGUGA
Messenger RNA from Prorocentrum cordatum, 558 nucleotides. Lineage: Eukaryota; Dinophyceae; Prorocentrales; Prorocentraceae. The record is from the annotation of a GenBank genome assembly.